Molecule: messenger RNA, 856 nt
Organism: Racocetra persica
Lineage: Eukaryota; Fungi; Glomeromycota; Glomeromycetes; Diversisporales; Gigasporaceae
Source: the annotation of a GenBank genome assembly
CCAAGUAAACGCCAAAUUAGGAAAAACCACGACCCUUUUGGUCCAAGGUGGAACCCUGCGAGCGAAAGAUUUAUUUCUUACUAACGGAAAAAUAGGAAAAAUCAAAAGGAUGCUUGAUUUUCAAGGAAAAAUUAUUAAUCAAGUUUUUUCGGGUGAUGCCGCCCAAAUAAUUGGUUUAGAUUUUCUUAGUGAAGCGGGAGAAAAAUUUUUAACCAUUCCAGACGACAAGUUGAGCCCAAAAAUCAGCAAACUACUAGCGACUCUGGAAGCUCUUAUUGACUUGGUUAAAAAGCAAAUUGCCGAUAAUCCAGUUUUUCAAAUUGUUUCCGGUUCAGCUGGCAACGUUCACGAUCAAUUAUUAAAUUUAGCCAAAAUUACCCAAGAAAAGUUGGUUGAACUAGCCAGAAGAAUCCGUGAAAAAAAACAAGUAGAAAAAAUUUUAGGAACCGCAGAAGUAGUAAAAGUAAUUUAUUUUUCCAAAAUUGGCUAUAUUGCCGGCUGUCAAGUAAUUAGCGGAAUGAUUGAAAGAAAUAAUUUAAUUUAUAUUUCUCGGAAAGGAGAAAAGAUUUUUUCCGGAAAAAUGAAAAGUUUAGAAGUGGAAAAAGAAAAAAAAGAGGCCGCCAGAAAAGGUCAAGAAUGCGGGAUAGUAAUAGAGAAUUUUGAUGAAUUUCAAGAAAAAGACCAAAUUAUUAUCAAAGAAAAAAAACUUUCUCCUUAUCGCGAGCAAGACCUUAUUCGCUUAAUGGGUAAUUUAGAAGCGGAAAACAUUCUCGAGCCCCAAGAAGUCAGUUUGUUACGGGCAGCUUUCAAUUUCGAUGAGGAAAGCAUUGAUAAAUAUUACAAACCUCGUCGAAAA